AUGGCCAUUCAAAUCGUCGACGUCCAGACGCUCAAUCAGUCCAGACAUUUGGAUCUGCAGAGCGACCUCUCCCAGCAGCUUGUUGACGGCUUAACUCGGCCGCAUGGCGAAAAGGAAAUCCCCACCGUGCUCUUAUACGACGAACGAGGGUUAAGACUCUACGACGCCAUCACGACCGAAGUCUCGGAAUACUACCUCUUUGGCGCCGAGGAGGAAAUCCUCAAGAAUAAAGCCGAUGAGAUUGUUCGGACGAUGCACAGUGGAUUGGGGGACGGGGAUCCAGACUCGGAGGUCGUCCUCGAAUUAGGCGCCGGUUCUCUAAGGAAGACCUCCCACAUUCUCGCAGGGCUUUCACGCAUCGUUCCUAGCCAGUGCGAUACAGCGCCGAUCACCUACUACGCCCUCGAUCUUGAAGAACGCGAACUUCAGCGAGUACUAGACUCCAUAUCAAACUCAAGCGUUGGAGAGAUGUUGCGAGGAAAAGUAGAAACGAAGGGCCUCUGGGGCACUUACGAAGACGGGCUGAAGUUUGUAGAAGACGAGGGUUCUCCCAUCAGCAGCCAUUCAAAUUCCCCUACUAGCCAAUCUUCGAGAAGAGAGUUGGGGCCGCCAUCACCGACCCCCAGAUCGGGAUCGAGUUCCCCACUGCAUAUUCUAUUCUUAGGUUCGUCGUUGGGGAACUUUGACCGCAAGGAUAGCGUCAAGUUCUUGCAGUCCAUGCCCCUUCGCCCUGGCUCAGGCGAUACGCUACUAAUUGGUCUCGAUCACGAUAACGAUAAGACGUUGAUCGAAGAGGCGUACAAUGACCGCAAAGGAUAUACGAAGACGUUCAUCAUGAACGGGUUGAGAGCGGCUGGACGUGCGCUAGGAAACGAGGAUAUGUUUGAAGAAGACAAAUGGGAAUAUGUUAAUAGAUAUAAUGAGGCGGAGCGUCGGCAUGAGGCAUAUUACAAGUCCAAGUGUCCCCAGAAACUCGAAGAUCCGAAGGCGGAACAUGGCUACGAGUUCCUUGAAGAUGAACUAGUCAAAAUCGAGGUCUCCUAUAAGUACUCGGAAACCGAUGCCUAUAGCCUAUUCACUGACUCGGGCCUCCGCCCUAUCCAACGUUGGACAGACAGUGCCACCCAGUACUCCCUUUGGCUACUCGAGCGUCCCCCCUUUAUGUUCCCCCUUUUGAAGUCCCCAAUCGCCUUCAAUGGCCUCGGCGAGAUCGUCAAAAACUUUCCCCUCUCCAACACGCCCUUCGGCGUUCCUUCACCCCAAGAAUGGUCAAACCUGUGGGCCGCUUGGGACUUCGUGACCUUGAAGAUGAUUCCACCCUCGAUGCUCCACGUGAAGCCUAUCCACCUGAGGCACAUAUGCCUAUUUUAUCUGGGCCAUAUCCCGACGUUCUUGGACAUCCAUUUGAGUCGCUUGCUGAAAGAACCGCACACGGAGCCUGAAAGUUUCAAGUAUAUCUUUGAGCGAGGGAUUGAUCCUAAUGUGGACAACCCGGCCGAAUGUCAUCCCCAUUCAGAGGUUCCGCAGAAUGAAGGCGAUUGGCCUUCGCUUGAAGCUAUAUUAUCCUUUCAAGCCCAAGUCCGCUCAAGGCUUUUGCAUCUCUACGACGAUGUCUUGACAGGAAAGAAGGUGUUGACGCGAAAGGUCUGUCGCAUAUUGUCAAUGACUUUCGAACACGAGGCUUUCCACAUUGAGACGUUGCUCUACAUGCUUUUGCAAGCCGCCGGAAACGGGACUACCCCUCCCCCAGGAUUCACACCUCCACCCUGGAGCUCGCUUUCCGCAAACUGGAACGCUCUCCCAGCGUUGGAAAACACGACAGUUACUCUGGGUCCGGAAAUCGUAGCAUUAGGCCACGACGACGAUGAAAGGGAGGAUGAAGACCCUGCGUUCAUCACUGACGUGAAAGAUCACGAAUUUGCAUGGGAUAAUGAGAAUCCCAAGCGUCAGGUCGAAGUCAAGCAGUUCAAGAUUGAGUGGAGGCCGGUCACGAAUGGCCAGUUCUACGAAUUCUACAAAGAGUAUAAGGACGACAUGAAGCUCCAAUUACCGGCCAGUUGGUUGGAGACAGAUGAUAAGAUGAUGGUUCGCACCCUGUACGGCCCUGUACCUAUGAAAGUGGCGCAGAACUGGCCGGUCGUCAUUUCGUACGAUGGCUUGUCUGCCUAUGCGAUCGUUAAAGGCGGAAGGCUUCCAACCGAGCCUGAGCUUCGUCUCUUCCUAGAUAAAUUUGAGAGCGGCUACGAAGGCGGCGCAAAUGUUGGGUUCCGUAACUGGCAUCCCGUUCCCGCAACGACCGGCGGGAAGAAGUACGGUGGAAAAGGUCACAACGGCGGCGUCUGGGAAUGGACUUCAACUACGCUCACGAAACACGAUGGAUUCGAACCAUCUAAGCACUACCCAGGAUUCACGGCGGAUUUCUUUGACGGAUGUCACAACGUGAUUUUGGGCGGGUCAUACGCAUUCAUCCCUCGCAUGGCUGAAAGGCGCAGUUUGCGCAACUGGUACCAGAGGAACUACCCGUAUGCUUGGACGGGAGGGCGAAUUGUUUACGAUAUUUGA
This is a messenger RNA of Pleurotus ostreatus (oyster mushroom), 2562 nucleotides long. RefSeq lists its product as uncharacterized. The transcript is spliced from 11 exons. The record is from RefSeq and is a predicted model, not a curated record. Lineage: Eukaryota; Fungi; Basidiomycota; Agaricomycetes; Agaricales; Pleurotaceae. The coding region runs from base 1 to 2562 and encodes 853 amino acids.